AUGAGCGUCGCAUACGAGCCCCGAUCCUUCAUUCAUGAGGGCGCCUAUCCCCCCAUAGGCGACGAGCAUGACCAUGCCGCCGAACAACGCUUCACAGACUCCGAUGUUGCCGAGCACCUCAGCCAUUAUACCGCAGAAGCGUCCAUGCUGCCGGAUGACAGAGGCGUCAUGGGGGACGAAAGAGAUAUCCUAGUUGAUGACGAUGCUGUCGUUCAAGAAGCAGCUCAACUAGACCUCGACACACCAGAGUUCUCAUCGCCUCUCCAGGUUGCACUACAUGCGCCGCCGCUGCCAGAUCCCAUACACGAAAGCAAAGAGCUCCCACGAACCGACAUGUCCUCUCCGUCAUCGCGAAUAAAGCCAAUCAUCAAGCCGGAGCGUGAAGUUCACAAGAAGUCGGAUGGGAAAUUCCACUGUCCUCUAGAUGAUUGUAAAGAGGAACUUCGUGCAUUCUCGCGCAAAUGCGAAUGGAACAAGCACAUGGACAAGCAUGAACGUCCUUAUCGCUGCCCGGCCGAAGGAUGUGAAAAUCUCCCUGGCUUCACAUACUCUGGCGGUCUCCUCCGACAUGAGCGAGAGGUUCAUGGCAAGCACGGCGGCCCUAAGAACACUGUCAACUGUCCGCAUCCCAACUGCAAGCGACAUACUGGCAAAGGCUUCUCUCGACAGGAGAAUCUUAACGAGCAUCUUCGUCGAGUACAUACCAACAUGGAUACAUCGGCAUCUCCUAUUGAGGCCGCCGCCUCUCCUGACGACAAUGAAAGCGAGAAAUCUGGGACGAAGCGAAAACGCCGUCUAAGUAGCCAAGGUGGGGACGAGCUUUCUGAUCUCCGCGAGGAGAUCAAGCGGGUACGAGAGGAAAACGAGAGGCUCAAGUCCGAGGUGGACCAGCAACAAGAGCACUCUCUAUCUAUGAUGGCGCAAAUCGCGGAGCUGCAA
Messenger RNA from Trichoderma atroviride IMI 206040, 939 nucleotides. RefSeq lists its product as uncharacterized. Gene Ontology annotation, biological process: regulation of transcription by RNA polymerase II. Lineage: Eukaryota; Fungi; Ascomycota; Sordariomycetes; Hypocreales; Hypocreaceae. The record is from RefSeq and is a predicted model, not a curated record. Gene Ontology annotation, cellular component: nucleus.